Molecule: messenger RNA, 2652 nt
Organism: Papilio polytes (common Mormon)
Lineage: Eukaryota; Metazoa; Arthropoda; Insecta; Lepidoptera; Papilionidae
Exons: 5
Coding region: 1127-2635 (502 amino acids)
Source: RefSeq, a predicted model, not a curated record
ACAUGACGUACUAGUGUAAACAACAAAAUGAUAAGUUUAUUUUACACGUUUAAUAUAACAAAUAUUCUUUUUUUACUUUUACAAUUUUACUAUGUUAAAUGUAACCCAAAAGGACCAGAAGAGGAAUGGGUUUUAUUAACAAAACCUCAGAAAGAUCGAACAAAUACAGUACACAGUCCACCUUUGCCCAGGACAUUUGCUCCUGUUUACGAUGAAAUUAGCAAUGUGAAAUUUGAUAAUCUGUUUCCAUCAGACCCUUUGCUUUAUGACCAUGCCACAGAAUUUACUACCAAACCUGGUCACCGGUCUAUUUUUAAUACAUUCUCUUCGGAUACUACAUUAAAAGGAGAUCAAAUCAAAUAUGCUGAUGUAAUACAAUGCUUGUGGUGUUUUACGGACAGAGGUUUUAUGUCAGAUGAAAGUUGUUAUAGCGGUAAAACACCAGCAAAAUUAAGAUGUUCGUCAAAUGAAAUAUGCUACACAGAGCUACAUCCACAGUAUAUAAGACGAGGGUGUUUUAAACCGAAUAAAAUGAAUAAAACGUUCGUAUGCAACUGCCCGCUUUGUAAUGAUAAAACUGUGUACCAAUCAGUGUAUUAUGAAUAUAAAAGAAUAUCUGAUUGGGACUACCAUAACAAGAGAAUUCAAAUACCAAUAGCGGGAAUCCAAUUGACAUGUAAAACUUGUGAAACAAGAGGCCGUAAUGCCCUUAUUGAUGAUAAAUGCAGGUUUGGCACUAUAGAUGAUUACGUGGUUUGUGGACGCAAUCAGGUGUGCUAUGUCAACCAUGACGAAGAAACUGACUUUGUUACAAGAGGAUGUACAAACACACCAGCUUAUAAUUCCAUGUUUUACUUGUGUAACAAUUCACUGUGUAACUCUAAACCAUUUAACAUCCCUAAAAUACGUUCAGAAAAAUUAUUGCUGAAUGAAAUGUCCCAUAACCGUUCCCAUAGUAAGAGUACGGGUGUCGCAAUAAACCUUACGGUAUUUAAGAUUUUAAUAAUCCUGAAAGCAGUAUUUACUAUCGUGAAACUUUACUUGUCAUUGGCUUAGAAUUAUAUUUCUGAAAAUGACAUUUUUUGAUAUUACGUCUACUGUCACAAUGUAACAAUUUUCUAAAACAAUGAGAAGAAUUGUGAUAAAUUUGCUUUUUAUAAUCAAUAUCGCAAAAUGCAUUGAAAAGCAGACGCCGAAAGUUAAAAACCUAUUGCCUAAUUUUCGCCGACAAGUUGAAGAAAUCCCUGAAGAAUUUACAACAGAGAAAAGCGAGGAUGACGCAAAUGUAAAUUUAGUUGCUUUCCUUGUUAAAAAUGCUAAAGAAAUAUUUGGUGAGACUGAAGAAAACACUGACGUUGUAACUAGAGCUUCAAGAACUGAAAGCACGACAUUUCAACAAGAAACAACAUCGCUCAAAGAUAGACGAACACUACCAGCAGAUCGAACAUUUUCUGACGAGAAUACAUUUCUCGAAGAGAGACCAACACUCGAAGAAAGAACAAUAGUAAAAGACAAAAUAAUCGAAGAAAAAUCUUGCCCUAAAGAGAGCCUCUAUCCCAUAGCAAAUGCAUUUACUGAAGAGGUGUCAUCUACAGAUGAAGAAACAUUUAAUAAAGAAGAAACGUUACCUGAAGUGACGUCAUCUCUACCGUUUUCCCAAAAAACGUUAUUCGCCGCAAAACCAUCUGAAAAUCUGUUAAGAAAUAUAACUAACACGAUAACUGAUUACACUACUGUGUGGUCACCAUCUCGUACAAACCUAUUUGGUACUGUUUCAUCCACGACUACAACGAACAUCCCUAUGUCUGUCUCUAGUCCUUCUACAUUCGAUUUGGAAAAUACAACAACGCCGUCGUACAAAUUACCCACAAGAACCACUGGUAUUCAGUACACAAUAAAUGUUGAAUCAAUCAAAAGUGACUUAUUAAACAUAACCAAUGUACAAUUUAUAGAGAAAGGUAAAAAAGAACCAAUUACGCUUACGAGAAAACAUGACCACAUGCUCGAUGAUGUUUCCGUUUAUAACGUGCCAGUUUCUGCAAAAGAAAUGGGAUCCUUAAAACGAUCUUGCAUAGUAUGUAAUAAUAUUCAAAUGCACGAAUGCAAUGAACCUAAAAAUAAAAUGCUUCCAAACAUGCGUUGUGAAAAUGAAGACGAUUUAUGUUAUACACAACAAACUCCUUUUGGCUUAGUAGAUCGAGGAUGUUUCAACGUUUAUCAAAAUGUAUCAACAUACGUGUGUUCCUGCAACCUUUGCAAUUACAUUCCAAUUUCAGAUAUGCCUUACAAAUUUUCUAAGAGGAAGGAUUGGCUUGAUAAUAUCGUAGAUUUAUCAAGAACAAGGAAUUUUCGCUCGUCUAUUUUUAAAAAUAUGUCGUGCUUAAGUUGUGAAGUUAAUUCUACGUCAUCUUCUGUAUCUUUGGAACAAGCUAACUGUUUAGAAGGUAAUAUUAGCAUAUUAUCCAAAGUACAAUGUGCUGAUGAUGAAAUCUGUGGCGUAAAGGCUCUCAAGAACAAAGGUUACGUGUGGCGUGGUUGUCUUAAGAGCCCUCUUUACAACUACUGGUGGUCAUUAUGUGAUAGUGAUUUAUGUAACACUGAUAAUAUUCUGUCUUUAUACGAUGAGAUUAAAUAGUCUAAUUUUGAAUGAAA